AUGCCGGAACCCCUAUCAGCAGUUGAAGAACUAUUGAAACCCGCUUACCUAGAUGACGACAACUUUGUGACCGAGGUAUCGGCCUUAGAAAAAGAUAUGUUGGGCACCAGUCAUACAGAUUCAGAUAACCGAAUUGAUGGCGCUAAAAAUACCGAGUGUGAUGAAGAUCAUUUUGAGCCCGAGCCAAGACCAUCGACUAUACGGCGGCGUCAAAAUCGAGCCAACAUUGAUCCAGUUUUAGCUGAGAAGUUUCGAGAAGCUGAAAAACUACGGGGCACCUAUCGGCGUAAUCAGAAAAAAUCUACUCCCCCCUCGACGUAUCAAUCGGGCGUAUCUUCCGAAGUUGAUGAAUCCAUUGUUUCUGAACAGAAUUGUGGAAGUAUGCCAAUCCUAUGCGAAGAAUGCGGGUCAAUAAAUUUCAAGGAUGAAUGGCCGAAAGGAAACAGCUUCACUUAUUGUUGCAAGAAAGGAAGAAUAAAAGAACCACAAGUUCAAAUGUGUCAGCUCAUUCAAGAUUUAAUGACCGGAAAACACCAGCACUCGAAGAAUUUUAUGGAGAAUGUCCGAUCUUUUAACAGUGCCUUAGCAUUUGCCUCAAUGGGAGCUAACGUUUAUUCGGCUAAAGGACGUGGUCCCUACACUUUUCGAAUCCAUGGGCAGAUUUAUCAUCUAACCGGAAACUUGCAUCCCGAUGAAGGAGAUAGCCCAAAGUACUCCCAACUGUACAUUUUUGAUCCUAACGAGGCAAGUAAUCAACGUAUUAACACUUCCGAGAAUUCCGGGUGUAACAUAGACCUCAUGAAAAUCCUAAGCGAAUGGAUGUCGCAAAAUAACAAGUUCACUGAAGCAUAUAGAAUGUUGUUUGAAGUUGAGCAAGAGUCUGAAACUGAAGCUAUGAAAAUGGGAAUUGCUCCGCCUGAAGUAUCAAUGACAAUUAUACAAGAUAGAUCAAUGGAUUUGAGGGUAUACAAUGCACCAAGGUCAAACGAAGUUGCCAUUGUGUUUAAAAACUCUGACGGGGAGCCACCCCUUGAGCGAGAUCUCCGCAUACAUUUAAGAUCCGACAGCACUUCCAAUAUAAGAAAAACCAAGACCUUAUACUUCUUAGACCCAAAUAUUGAUGCAUUGACCUAUCCUUUACUCUUCCCAUUUUCCGACCAAGCCUGGAAUAUGAAACUACGACUUACAGAUGGAAAGCAGCUGACCCAGAUGCGAUGGUGUGGCUAUCAAUUUGCGAUUCGAAAAAGAUUCAACGCCUUCCUUAGCGCUGGACGAUUAACCCAGCAGUACAUCGUGGAUUCGUAUGUUAAGAUGGAGGCUAAUCGACUUAAUUAUAUUAAGACAAACCAGAAGAAACUUCGAGUAGAACAUUACAAGGGUUUAAUGGAUCAUCUUAAUUCUGAGGCUGAUCUUGCUGGAGUUCAACCGGGGAAAGCAAUCAUCUUGCCUUCUUCAUUUCCUGGAAGCCCAAGGAACAUGCAACAAAACUACCAGGAUGCAAUGGCAAUGGUUCGUAAAUACGGGAAGCCAGACCUGUUCAUCACUAUGACGUGCAACCCCAAAUGGAUAGAGAUUGUCGAGAAUCUUGAACCAGGACAAUGUUCUGAAAAUCGCCCAGACCUGGUUGCCAGGGUCUUCAAUAUUAAGCUGAAGGAGCUGCUGGAUGACUUGCAAGAGAAACAUAUAUUUGGAAAGGUCGUCGGAGUUGUCCAUGUCAUCGAAUUUCAGAAACGAGGACUACCACACGCACAUAUUCUACUAAUUCUGGAGCCAAGCUCAAAACCAUCAAACACAGAAAUUAUUGACAAGAUUGUGUGUGCAGAAGUUCCCAAUGCAUUCGACAAUCCAAGGCUCUAUCAGUAUGUCAAGUCUCAUAUGAUUCAUGGCCCUUGUGGGUCAAAAAACAUGCUAUCGCCAUGCAUGGACAAAUCAAAAUGCACCAAGGAGUUUCCAAAGGAAUUUCAAGAGGUUACAGUGGCUAAUUUAAACGGCUACCCAAGGUAUCGACGACGGGACAAUGGAAUAUCCACUACAGUGGGAAGGCACGAAGUAAAUAAUCUUUGGGUUGUCCCGUACAAUCCAUACCUUCUAUUAAAAUACAAUUGUCAUAUAAAUGUUGAAGUUUGCGCAAGCAUCAAAAGCGUCAAAUACCUCUAUAAAUACGUCUACAAGGGAUACGAUUGUGCCAGAAUUGUUGUGAAGGAAGGAAAUGUUCAGCAUAACGAAGUCGAAUCAUUCUUGGAAUCUCGAUGGGUGGGUGCAGCUGAGGGGGCAUGGCGUAUUUUUGGGUUCAAUAUGCACAAACAGUCUCAUACCAUUGUUCGACUGCAAGUGCAUUUGGAGGACUUUCAGAGUAUCGUUUUCGACCCUGAGAAACUAGCCGAUGAGAUCCUCGAAGUAGGUGCUAGAAGAACUACUUUGUCAGCUUGGUUCGAUCUUAAUACAAUAGAUGAAAGCGCCAGGGAGCUACUUUAUACCGAGAUCCCAGGACAUUACCGAUUUGUCAAGGGGAAGUGGAUCAAGCGCAUACAAGCAGGAAACAAUGUUAUUGGCAGAAGGUACUACCUGAGGUUAUUGCUGCUUCAUGUCCGUGGUGCAACAUCUUAUGAUGAUAUAAGAACCGUGGACGGAACACUAUGCCCAAAUUUUCAAGAUACGGCAAAGAAAUAUGGUUUGCUCAACGACGACUCAGUUUGGUUGCUGACUCUAGAAGAAGCUGCAGUUGCAAGUAUGCCAAAACAAAUGAGAGAACUGUUUGCCCUAAUCUGUGUGUUUGGUCUCCCUAAUGACGUUAACACACUCUGGAUGAACUUCAAGCAAGCGAAGUGUGAAGACUUUGCCCAUCGAAAUAACCAUGAAAAUUGCAUCAUCCACUGUGAAAAUUUAGCCUUGACCGAAGUAGAAAGCGUAUUAUGGCUUCACGGAAAGCGAUGCAUUGAAGUCGGCCUACCAGCACCAAUUUGGGUCCCAGUGGAUUUGAUAUACGACUUUGAUGUUUCUGCUGAAGCAUCCCGUGGAAUGGAACUAUUUUGCUCUUUGAACGACAAGCAGCAUGAAUCAUUUUCUGUCAUCUGGGACGCUAUUUCGGACGCCGCCCUAACAUCAAAAUGCUUCUUCCUUGAUGGUCCGGGUGGAACAGGAAAAACUUUCGUUUAUGAGACUUUGAUUGCGUCCCUUCGUGGGGAAGGAACCGUUGCUUCAACUGGAAUUGCUGCGAAUCUCCUUCCAAAUGGUAGAACAUAUCACUCCCAAUAUAAAUUGCCAGUUCCUUUGGUGGAGACGUCGGUAUCCGAUAUUCGUCUAACUUCUCAAGAUGCUCAGAACUUAAGAGAGGCGAGUUUACUAAUUUGGGAUGAAUCAACAAUGGCCCCAUCGCAUGCCUUGAAUGCUGUCGAUCGCCUUCUAAGGGAACUUAUGAACAAUGAAACACCAUUUGGUGGUAAAGUCCUGCUACUCGGAGGCGACUUUCGCCAAUGUUUACCCGUUGUCGUGCACGGAACUAAGGCUGGAAUAAUCGAAGUAUGUCUAAAAUCUUCACGACAAUGGAAGGAGUUUAGGUUUUUGCAUCUUACCGAAAAUGUUAGAUCAGUUGACCCUGAAUACAGCGAGUGGAUAUUGUCAAUCGGCGACGGAACAUUGACAAAUGACGACAAUCUUCCGGACGACAUAGUUGAAAUUCCCCAGGACUUGAUUUCCUCCGGCAAUAUUGUUGAAGAAAUUUAUGGAAAAUCACUCUUAGCUACAACAAUUCAUCAAUUCACUAAUAGAACGAUUUUGUCACCAAAGAAUGAACAUGUCGAUGGGAUUAACGCCAAAGUGCUGGAAGUGCUGAAUUCAAUUGAAGAUAAAUGCGACCAAGAUGCUAAUAACUAUCCUAUUGAAUUUCUAAAUGGGCUAAAUCCAUCGGGUAUGCCUCCACAUUCUCUGCAGCUCAAAGUUGGUGCUAUUAUCAUGCUCCUCAGAAACCUUAACACAAAGAGAGGUCUGUGCAAAGGUACGCCACUGAUCGUAAAGGAGUUGAAGCCGAAUUUAAUUAUCGCCGAAGUUAUAUCCGGAACAGCAAAUGGUCGCUUCGUCUUCAUUCCUCGGAUUGACUUGGCACCUAUAACUCCGGAUCUUCCAUUUAUCCUUCACCGGCGACAAUUUCCAGUUAAAUUAGCCUUUGCGAUGACUAUCAACAAGUCUCAAGGGCAGACCUUCGACAAAGUAGGACUUCAUCUACCGGAACCAGUAUUCUCACACGGACAGCUAUGUUGCGUUGUCAAGGGCACGCCGGUCGUCUGA
Folsomia candida is the source of this 4284-nucleotide messenger RNA. RefSeq lists its product as uncharacterized. The coding region runs from base 1 to 4284 and encodes 1427 amino acids. Lineage: Eukaryota; Metazoa; Arthropoda; Collembola; Entomobryomorpha; Isotomidae. Gene Ontology annotation, biological process: telomere maintenance; DNA repair. Gene Ontology annotation, molecular function: DNA helicase activity. The record is from RefSeq and is a predicted model, not a curated record. The transcript has 3 exons.